Rotaria sp. Silwood2 is the source of this 1362-nucleotide messenger RNA. Lineage: Eukaryota; Metazoa; Rotifera; Eurotatoria; Philodinida; Philodinidae. The record is from the annotation of a GenBank genome assembly.
AUGACAUCCUCGUUUCUUGUUUUGGCAUCGACUCAGACAGAAAAGCAACGUCGUAUCGAACUUUCCGGUACCGAUCUUUGGAUUAUGGACCGUAUAGACAACGUAUUUGUUUAUCCAGCCAAUUUAAAUGUCAAUCGAUUCAUAGAAGCACUCGGUCGUACUCUCUGCUUGUGGCCAUUUAUUGCUGGUCGUUUUCUUUUAUUAGAAGGUGAUCGCUAUGUUAUCGAAAUGUCUGACAAUCCUAUCCCUGUCUCAGUGGUCGAGAAUAAUGAUCUACUCAAAUGGCCAUUUGACUCCAAAGUUCUAGUGGACCUGCGUUAUCAUACAUUGGAACCGUUUAUUGACGAAGUUCCUAUUCACAAACUGUUGUGUGGUUCAUCGGAGGAACCACUUGUUCGCUUUAAAUUUACUCGACUCGUAAAAAGCGAUGAAUUUGUCAUGGGCAUUAGUUGGGCACAUGUUUUGGGCGAUGCAGCGUCUUGUUUACGUUUUCUAACGACAAUUUCACGGUUAUAUCAGCAACUUCAGCCGCUCGAACCGUUCCCCAUAUUCGAACGACGUCUUUGGACUGAUAACACAGUGAAUCGAUCUUUAUUGAACAUAAUGAAGCCAUUACGCGAUUCCGAACCAGCAGAACAAAUGUUUCAAACGCUCAUCGAUGAGCAAAUGACCCAUGAUCAACUGAAUUUACAUUUUUCUAGCAAGCAACUCAUAAAAUUACGAACACUAGCUGGUAGUGGUCUUGUAACUAUUCAAGAUGCACUUACCUCAUAUAUUAUUCGCACAUUGAAUUGCCAUUGUUUUCAAAACGAUGAUCAUCGUCGAAUCUUACGGACUGAUACUGCUGUAAACUUUCGUGGUGUUACUGAUUCGAUUGCACCACAAGGUCUGAUCGCCAAUGCUGUAUUCAUGAUGUUAUCGGACGAUUUUGACGAUCCAUAUUCAUUGUCAAAUAUCGCUCAGACUAUUCGUCGGUCGAUUAUUAAGUCCCGAGAUGCAAAGUUUCUUGAACCUUGGUUGGCCACUGCCAAUGUGCUUAUGCGUACAAUGGCACGAGAGCAACGACUGGCUAAUAUUCGCCAUUCUGCCAAUGAGAUCGUCGUCAAUUCGAAUUUGAAAUACAACUGGGCAAGUCUAGUUGAUUUCGGUUACACAGAUAAAUGUCGUUUUCAUACAGUUUGGGCGGGAGUAUUGUAUCUUAGGGUAUUUCAUCUCAAUCCAGUAUACGAUGGCACCAAAUGGAUCCCACCAGAUCGCAACGGAGCAGAAGUUGCGUUUCGACUUGAUUCAGAGACCAAAGAAAAAUGUACACAAGCAUUGGAAAAUUAUGUCCAAAAUAAUUUUGAUAAUAUCGACAAAUAG